AUGGCCGCUAAGAUGAUGAUCGUCCUCGCCCUGGCCGCGGCCACCUCCGCCUUGCCCGUGCUGCAAUACGCCGAGCCUGAAGCCCCUGCCCACUACGAGUUCCAAUACUCCGUACACGACGAGCACAGCGCGGACGUGAAGCAGCAACAAGAAUCUCGCGCGGGAGACGCUGUGCACGGUUCCUACUCCCUCGUGCAGCCUGACGGAGUGCACCGCAUCGUGGACUACACCGCCGACAAGGAGCACGGGUUCAACGCCGUCGUACGCUACGAGGGCACUCCCAUCGCCGCCCCCGUCAAGGUCGCCCACGCCGCUCCCGUCGCCAAGCUCGCCUACGCCGCUCCCGUUGCCAAGGUGGCCUACUCUGCCCCCGUCGCCUACUCCGCCUACUCCGCCCCUGUUACCAAAGUAGCCUACGCCGCUCCCCUCGCACACGUCAGCUACUCAUCUCCGAUCAUCUCCUACCAACAC
Molecule: messenger RNA, 471 nt
Organism: Brenthis ino (lesser marbled fritillary)
Lineage: Eukaryota; Metazoa; Arthropoda; Insecta; Lepidoptera; Nymphalidae
Source: the annotation of a GenBank genome assembly